AUGACUGGCGAUCUCGUCCUCAUCACCGGUAUCACCGGCUUCCUUUCUGCUCAUGUGCUCGACGCCGCGCUCAUUGCGCCCCAGCAGUAUCGCGUGCGAGGGACUUUGCGCUCAGCAUCCAAGAAGGAAGCGCUCCUUGCGCGUCUCACGCCUGCUCAGCGAGAGCGGGUGGAGCUCGUCGAGGUGAAGGAUACAGCUACCAGCGACUUGACCGAAGCGCUCAAAGACGUCAAGUACGUCGCCCACGUCGCCAGUCCUUAUCAGCUGGUGAGCGCUUCUAAUUGUGCGCCCACACCGGCAUACAUGCUCACGCGACUUGCGUGCUCCCUGCCCCUCUUUGCAUCAUCAGAAUGUGGAAGACGCCGAGAGGGACUUGUUGAAGCCUGCCAUCGAGGGCACUCUCAACCUGCUGCGGUAUGCAGCCAAAUCCCCAACGGUCGAACGAGUCGCGGUGACCAGCUCCUUUGCCGCCGUAACAGAUUUGUCAGUGGGCUCGCUAUGAAUGGGUGGCUGUGUUGUACGCUGAUGCACUUUGCCUUCUCUGACGUUCAGCUCCAAGGGAGGCGCAAAUCGCCCGGGAUACACUUACACUGCUGAAGACUGGAAUCCCUCCACGUUCGACGACGCUGUCAAAAUGGGAGGGGCGGGAGCCUUCAGCUAUUCUGUAAGCAAGAAGCUUGUGAGUGCGCAGUCGGAUACGCUCCUGGUGCAGAUGUUUCCAAGACUCAUCAAUCUAAUGCUCACCGACCUGGUGCAGGCGGAGCAAGCUCUUUACGAUUUUGUGCAGAAGGAGAAGCCCGACUUCACCGCUGCGGCCUUUAACCCGCCCAUGAGUGAGUGACUAACCGACUCCAAACUUAAAAAAUUGAGAUUGACGCCCAGUCUUCUGCUUUUCAGUCUACGGGGCAACGCUUCAGCCAGGCGUGAACGCAUCCAACCUAAACACGUCCAGCAAGACCGUCUACGGGGUGAGUCCGCUGGCGUCAUGCGCAGUCGUUCUGAUGUAAUUGGCCGCAUUGACUGAUGAGAGAAUGCUUUGUCUGGUUAUUUGCCACCGUACAGCUCAUCAGUGGAGCCGAGGCGAUGCCGGAGAACCGUCUACCUUUGUUCUGCAACGCACAAGAUGUCGCUCAGGCCCACGUUGCGUACUUUGCGAUCCCCUCGCCGCCCAAGACGCGCCGCUACCUGCUAUCGGGACGUGAGUGCAGCACAAGCAGCUCGGUGCUCGACAGGCUCGCUGAUAGCGCAUACACCAUCCCCUUCACCAGCCGAGCCGUACACUUGGGAGCUUGCGGUUGGACAAAUCGCAGAAGAUCACCCAGAACUCAAGUCGAGGUUGCCUAAAGGCUGGGAAUCGGUGGCAAUCACGGACCCGUCUCAGUUGGAGGGCAAAUAUGCAACGCUGGACACCUCGCUCGCGCAAAAGGAGCUCGGCAUCGAAUUCAAGAACUGGUCCACCACACUCAAGGAAACGCUCACUAGUCUUUUGUCGCUCGAGGAGAGUAGCGAUUGGAAGGCGUGA
Messenger RNA from Ceraceosorus bombacis, 1522 nucleotides. Lineage: Eukaryota; Fungi; Basidiomycota; Exobasidiomycetes; Ceraceosorales; Ceraceosoraceae. The record is from the annotation of a GenBank genome assembly.